Messenger RNA from Callorhinchus milii (elephant shark), 1056 nucleotides. It is a transcript of the gene st8sia1, whose product is annotated as ST8 alpha-N-acetyl-neuraminide alpha-2,8-sialyltransferase 1. Gene Ontology annotation, molecular function: alpha-N-acetylneuraminate alpha-2,8-sialyltransferase activity. The transcript is spliced from 5 exons. The record is from RefSeq and is marked provisional. NCBI's taxonomy places the organism in Eukaryota, Metazoa, Chordata, Chondrichthyes, Chimaeriformes, Callorhinchidae. The coding region runs from base 1 to 1056 and encodes 351 amino acids. Gene Ontology annotation, biological process: N-glycan processing; oligosaccharide metabolic process.
AUGAAUCGAGACUCGGCUCUGCCCCCGCGUUCUGUGUUCUGCUUCACCACGAUGUGGUCGAUCUGGAAAUGCUACAGAUCCCGGCUGCCUGUAGGAGCAGCUCUAUGUGUCUUUGUCCUGUGCUGGCUCUAUGUAUUCCCGGUUUACAGGAUCCCAGACCAGAAGGAGAUUGUGAAUGAUGUCCUGCAUCAGCCCGUGUGGAGGAGAAAUCAGACAGCCACCACUGCAUUCAGGAGGCUGCUGGAGAACUGCUGUGAAACAAAGCGAAUGUUUGCUGUGACGCAACACAACUCACCCAUGGGGAAAAACCUCUGGUUCGACGGAGAAUUUCUCCACUCGCUCUCGGUGAACAAUGAAAUGUUCGCCAUGUUCCCACAGGAUACACCAUUCCAGAUCCCGUUGAAAAAGUGUUCAGUGGUGGGGAAUGGUGGGAUUCUGAAGAGGAGUGCCUGUGGUGAUAAAAUAGACAAGGCCGAUUUUGUCAUGCGUUGUAACCUGCCUCCUCUUUCUAAUGAAUAUGCUCGUGAUGUUGGACACAGGACACAGCUGGUCACUGCAAACCCAAGCAUCAUUAAGAAGAGGUAUCAGAACCUGAUGUGGUCCAGAAAAGCCUUUGUGGAAAGUAUGAAAGUGUACGGUCGUAGCUACAUCUACAUGCCAGGGUUCUCCAUGAAGGCGGGCACCGAGCCUUCCUUCCGCACCUACUACACGCUGUCCGACGUGAAUGCCAACCAAACCAUAAUCUUCGCCAAUCCAGAUUUCCUCCGCAACGUGCAAAAGUUCUGGAAAGGCAAAGGAGUACAUGCCAAACGUCUGUCCACAGGAUUGUUCCUUGUCAGUGUUGCCUUGGGACUUUGUGAAGAAGUGACCCUGUAUGGGUUUUGGCCUUUUUCAACAGACCUCGAAGAAAGAACAAUCAGCCAUCAUUACUAUGACAAUGUGAUGCCUGACACCUCCUACCACGCCAUGCCAGAGGAAUUCCUACAGCUCUGGCUUUUACAUAAGAGCGGCAUAUUAAAGAUACAUGUCGGCAAAUGUGGACAGAUUCCGAUGUAG